GCUAUUGAUGGCUGUGCAAACGCCACAUUAGGCCUCAGAUAGUAAUUCCAUAGUCAAACCAGUGCCCGUCUCGAGCCGAGUCGUCUGGAAUCAUGAUCUACCAUCAUGAUGGGCGAAGCAGUUAUUAUAGCUACAGUAUAUUUAUGGCACUGAGCUUGAACAAUGAUCUGCGAAUGAUAAUCUCUGACGCUCAUCCAAGUCACGGACUAUCAAUAAUACUCCAGUCCUACUAUAGCUCAGCGGCCUGUGCUUACAUUAAUGUUUUGUCUUCCCUAUGCAUAGGUUUUAUGCUCUACACUUCCCUAAAUCAGGAGUAGACGAAGCUUUUGUGAGACCUCUUCACAUGGACACCUUGCAUAAAAUGAUGCCAAGACCCGUUGCGAUUACCUCACUGCCAUGACUCCAAACAUGGCCGGAGACCAGCAG
Suillus subaureus is the source of this 426-nucleotide messenger RNA. RefSeq lists its product as uncharacterized. The transcript has 2 exons. The record is from RefSeq and is a predicted model, not a curated record. NCBI's taxonomy places the organism in Eukaryota, Fungi, Basidiomycota, Agaricomycetes, Boletales, Suillaceae. Bases 93 to 317 code for a protein of 74 amino acids.